AACUUGACCACACAAUAACACACUUGAUCACACUUUCGUUCACUUAAUUAUCACUGGCCAUGGGUUCGUUAUUAAAGGAGCUCGUAUGCCAGAUAAAAGAAAUACAGUCCGAUUUGAAGAAUGACACCCAUGUAGGUGCGACUAACGGGGAAUGGAGCCGAAAAGAAGUUCGCAAAAUGAAGAUUUGUUUAGGGAAGGUAAUUCUUUUCACAAGGUCCUUGAGGGAGACAUUUGCGGAAAGUCAAGAGUCCGGGAAUCAAGAACAAUCCUCGAAGGCUUUAGUUCUGUUACGAUGUACUCGGUACAUUAAGCGCUUGUCUAUGGUCCUGACACUACUUGAGACUGAAGAAGGCUUAAAUAAAGUGAAUAAAACGCUCUUCCAACUGGACGUUGAUACAAUUCUUUUUGAACUGGAGUGUAUUGUCAAGGAGGCCUUGAAAUCUCUUUCAGUGUCGCGAUUCCCGUACCAAGAGUCAUCUUGUACCACUACAGAAACUUUAGUAAAAGAAAGUCCCAUUUGUGAGUUGAAUAAAUUGCGGCUAAUGUUGAAAAAUGAGAAGAAAAAGCAGGAGCUAGAAAUAAUGGGCCACAAUUUAAUCAUAAUGAAGGAGAAAACUUUGGUUCUUCAGGCCCGUAAAAAUCAAAGGGCAGCGGAAAAUAGACUAGCUGAGAAGCAGGAUCGCAUCAAGGCACUCGAAGAAUGUCUAGCCAACUGCAAGUUUCAGUUGAAGAACGUCAACGAACAGUAUCAGAAAUUGAAGAAAGCCAGCAAUCAAUUAAUAAGGGAAAGUAAUCAGAUUAGGCCACAGAAAAGUUGGAGUGUGCUAGUAGGGCGGAGAAAAGGCAGAAUAUCGACUAGGACCAGUUUUGUAUGGAAGUCGCUUAAGCUAGAUCAAUCGGAACGGGAAACUCUUAUGGGUCUAAAGAAGCGCCUUAGUGAGGAAAAAGAAAUUAAGUUGAGAGCCAAGACUGAAAUGAGUAAAAUCAGAAAGGCCAUGGACGAGCUGUGUCUUGGUAAAGGAGAACUUCAAUUUGGAUUACAAAAUAAGAGUGAAACAGAUGCCAGUAAGGAUACCUUGGUUGUCAUUGAUAAAGCCUUGAGUGCUCUUUCCCAAUACAACACGCUUAAAUUUCCGGAUUGCAACUUCCAAUUGAGCCGCCUUAUGAAAUCUCUUUAUGGCAGCUUAACUACGAUCCGAGAUAGAUGGAUCCGAAAAAUUAGCAGUGCAGUUGAACCAACACCAAGCUGUUUAAAAAGUAAUACUCCCUCAUUACCAGAGCCCCCACUGACGGUUUCUUUCUCAACCGACCUAUUUUGGGACAAGAUAUACAAGCCCUGCACCCAAUCAAAUCCUGUUAUGCCCAAUACGAGUUUGAUCCCGGUUCUGCCGAAGAAACAGCCAAAAUCGUUACAGCUAACCUGUGAGCCUUCAGUUCAAUACAAAGUGGCGUCCCGCUCUUCCACUACAGCACCGGUGCCGAAGUACCUGGGAAAAACAUUCGGAGAUCGACGUUUAAGCCUGCUCCGCUGGUGCCAAGAGAGGGUUAAACCGUACGGAAUUCCAAUGUACGAGUUUAGUGCCUCAUGGAUUAGUGGGCGUGCUUUGUGCGCCAUCAUCCACUCCUAUCUUCCCGACCUCAUUGACAAAACAUACCUCGCCAAAAAGAAGCCCGAAGAAGUCUUAGCAUAUGGCAUUAAAGUGGCCAAAUCAAUUGGUGUUUCUGAUUCCGUCGAUCUAAUUAGGGAGCUUCGGCAGGGGCGUCCCAACCUAGAGAAGAUCGUCGAUUUCGUGGAGGAGCUGCAAGGCUAUCUUGAUAUGUAUGAUACAAAUAUAUGAGUAAAAAAUUGAAAUUUU
Messenger RNA from Drosophila melanogaster (fruit fly), 1856 nucleotides. It is a transcript of the gene Actn3, whose product is annotated as alpha actinin 3. The transcript has 2 exons. The record is from RefSeq and is marked reviewed. The coding region runs from base 177 to 1838 and encodes 553 amino acids. NCBI's taxonomy places the organism in Eukaryota, Metazoa, Arthropoda, Insecta, Diptera, Drosophilidae.